UCUCACCAUAUUUUGAUCAUAAUAUUUUGAUCAUAUUAUGUUGAUCAUUAUGACAAUAACCCUCUGAUAUUCAGCAGAUUUGUGUUAUUUAUCAUGAACAGUUAAUAGACGAAGUUUUAAUUAAAUUCAACAGGUAUAUCUUGAGUUGUCCAGCGGGCUGUUUUUGUUCCAUGAUUUUGGCAAACUGUUCCCGGUCCCGACAUUAAAUGAACACAGCGCCACCAACAGUUCAUUGUAAGAACUAGUCGGGUGUCAUAUAUACGUGUUUCUUAGCACAUCCGGUAACAACGAUAGCGAAGGUGGGUACCAAACGUACUCCUACGAUACGUAAUUCAUCAAUCAAGAUGGCUUCGAUGUUGGUGAAAAAUUUCAGAAGUUUGACGUGUUUAUCGCGUCAAAUACUGCCUUGUUCUAGAUUUGUGGUGCCUCUACAGAAGCAGAUACUCAAAAGGAGACAAGGGACGUAUGUUGCUAUCGAUGACAACAUAUCCGGACUGAAUGAACAUGAGAGACAGCUCCGAGAAUCAGUUUUCCGGUUUGUCCAAGACGAGCUCGCUCCAAAAGCAGCUGAGAUUGAUGCCAAAAAUGUGUUUGAAGGACAAAAGGAAUUCUGGCGGAAACUGGGUGAUAUGGGCCUCCUGGGCUUGACUGUUCCUGAGGAGUAUGGAGGCACCGGGGGAAGCUACCUGGACCAUUCCAUCGUUAUGGAGGAAAUGUCGAGAGGGUCGGCAGCCGUUGCGUUAAGCUACGGCGCCCACUCAAACCUCUGCGUCAAUCAGCUCGUCCGCAACGGCAACGAGGAACAGAAGCAGAAAUACUUGCCCAAGCUGAUUAGCGGUGAGCAUAUCGGGGCCUUAGCCAUGAGUGAAGCCAACAGUGGAUCCGAUGUCGUCUCCAUGAAGCUCAAAGCAGAACACAAAGGAGACCAUUACUUAUUGAACGGUACAAAGUUUUGGAUCACCAACGGUCCUGAUGCUGACGUGCUCAUUGUCUACGCGAAGACGGACUUAUCGGCUGAAGCCAAGCACGGAAUUACGACAUUCAUCAUAGAAAAGGACUUUGAGGGAUUCAGCACGUCCCCUAAGCUGGACAAGCUGGGUAUGCGGGGAUCCAACACUAGUGAGCUGGUUUUCGACAACUGCAAAGUACCAGUUGAGAAUGUGAUGGGCCCACUAAACAAGGGAGUGUAUGUUCUGAUGAGCGGCCUCGAUCUGGAGCGGUUGAUACUAUCGGGAGGCCCAGUUGGUCUGAUGCAAGCGUGUAUGGACGUCACAGUUCCUUACUUAAUGACAAGGACGGCCUUUGGAAAGCCCAUCGGAGAAUUCCAGCUGAUGCAAGCCAAGAUGGCGGACAUGUACACGCGGCUCAACGUCUGCCGGUCCUAUCUCUACAACGUGGCCAGGGCGGCCGACAAGGGUUUUGUGAGCGCCAAAGACUGCGCAGCGGUAAUCUUGUACACGGCGGAGAACGCCACACAGAUGGCAUUGGAUGCCAUUCAGUGCCUUGGUGGAAAUGGUUACAUCAAUGACUACCCUACAGGACGAUUGUUGAGAGAUGCCAAGCUGUAUGAGAUAGGGGCAGGAACAAGCGAAAUAAGGAGACUUAUCAUUGGUCGAGCCCUGAAUGCAGAAUAUAAAUAAGCAUAUGAAUAUUCAUUACUUGAGGGUAUGUUCAAUUGUGCAUGGUGAGAUGAGGGUUAUCAUUGGCUGAGCCCUGAAUAUAAAUAAGCCUUUGAAUAUUCAUAGCUUGUAGGUAUGUUAAAAUGUGAAUGGUGAGAUAAUUGGGCUUAUCAUUAGCCCAGCCCUCGAUGCAGAAUAUAAAUAAGCCUAUGAACAUGAUGAAUAUUCAUAGCUUGAAGGUUUGCUAAGUUGUGAAAAUUGAAAUAAGGGAGGCUUAUUAUUGGCCCAGCCUUCAGUGCAGAAUGUAAAUAAGCAUAUGAAUAUUCAUAGCUUGAAGGUAUGUUAAAUUGUGAAUAGUGAGAUAAGGAGGCUUAUCAUUGGCCCAGCCCUGAAUGCAGGAUAUAAAUUGCCUAUACAUAUUAAUGUCUUGAAUGUACAUGUAUGUUAAAUGGUGAAAAGUGAGAUAAGGGAGGCUUAUCAUUGGUCCAGCCUUAGGUGCAGAAUGUAAAUAAGCCUAUGAAUAUUCAUAGCUUGAAGGUAUGUUAAAUUGUGAAUAGUGAGAUAAGGAGGCUUAUCAUUGGCCCAGCCCUCGAUGCAGCAUAUCAAUAAGCCUACGAAUAUUCAUAGCUUGAAGGUAUGUUAAAUUGUGAAUAGUGAAAUAAGGGGUUUAUCAUUGUCCCAAGCCCUCGAUGCAGAAUAUUAAUAAGCCUAUGAAUAUUCAUAGCUUGAAGGUAUAUUAAAUUGUGAAUAGUGAGAUAAGGAGGCUUAUCAUUGGCCCAGCCCUCGAUGCAGCAUAUCAAUAAGCCUACGAAUAUUCAUAGCUUGAAGGUAUGUUAAAUGGUGGUUGGCAAGUUGAAGGUUGGCUUAUUGGCCCGGCCCUCAAUGCAAAGUAUGAAUAUUCACAGUUAAAGGUAUUCUUAAUCUGAUUUGCAAGAUAAGGUGGCUUAUCUUUGGCUGAGCACUCAAUGCAAAGUAUUACUAAGCUAUGAAUAUUCAAAGUUGAGUGCUGAGCCAUAUGCAAAUUGGAGAUAUGACUGAGUGCCUCAUGUUUAUUCAUGACUUGUGCUUCCCAUUCUCCCCUAAAUCAAUAUCAUUAGAUAUGGUGGUGUUACAUGUAUAUAUUAAUCGUUUUGUAGAAAACACCCUCUUACUUUGCGACAGCAUGACUAUGCAUAUGCAUGAGAAUAUAAAAUGGUGGUUGUGCUAUGAACACGUUCGACGGUGGACAAAGGAAUCAUGUGCUGCCUGUAGUAUGUAGUUUUUUGGGCAAGGAGUUUUAACUGCUCAGACUUUGGAUGUCAGUGCAGAUAUGUUUGAAUGUUGAUGUGUAGACAGUUUUCUUUUUAAAUAUUAUUUUAAUUUCAUAUUGUUGUGGUUUCAUCAGUGAGUGUUUCUCAGGGAAAUGUUUUGUGGUUUCCGGUCAAAAAGUGUUUCUAAUUGUUCUGCCAUCUUUAAAUUUGGGGGGUUCCGAUUUACUUGUUCACUAUUUGCUGAGACUUGGUUUGCAACAACCACGAAAGAAAACAGGACUAGGCACAUCUAGAAAAGAUCAAGUCAGGUCAGGUCAGUCAGGUUGGGUCAGGUCAAUCAGGUUGGGUCAGGUCAAUCCGGUCAGUUCGGGUUGGGUCUCUUUGACAUUCGGUGAGGUCAGGUCAGGUCAGGUCAUUCAGGUCGCAUCAGGUCAGGUCAGGUCAUUCAGGUUUGGUCAGGUCGGGUUUAUUCAAGUCUUGAUUUUAAGAGACAGUCAGGUCAGGUCAAGUCAGGUUAGUCAGGUCGGGUCGGGUCGAGUCCGGCUUAUUCUAGUCUACAUCCCAAGAGACAGUCCGGUCCGGUCGGUCGGUCGGUCGGUCGGUCAGUGCGUGCGUGUGUGCUAAAUAAGUGCUAAGAGCACACUAGGUUGCCCUCUGGGACCAGCACAAAUGUAGUCUUGCAAGAUACACGUAAGGCCACGAGACGCUUUAAAAGAUCACUGACAGUAAGAAAUGAUAUAUAGAGACAACACAACACUGCAGGUGCACGCUUACACUCUAUCUAAAGUGCUUUUAUUGAAUGAAUACAUGUUUAAAUUUAACACAGAAAAGAGACGUGAAAAAAAAGGCUUGUGUCGUGAUAUGCCAAACUUUCUCCAUCAUGUCUCUGACUAAAUAUUCAAUUAAUUUCAUUGGCUUUAAGGUAAUGGUCACCAUUUGCUGAAAAAGCUAUAUUUGCCUUUUCAAGAAACAAUAAAUAAUAAAUCUGAAGCAGGUUAUUAAUACAAAACUCAGUAAGACAAUGUCGAAAUUGUGUACAGUAGAUGUCAUACUUUUGAGAAAACUGUAACAAUGCAUCUUUAUUUUUUUCUCACGCAAAGCAUGUUUUUGUUGGCUGUUUGAAGGUUUGAUCCAUAACCAUCGCGAUGAAUUGAUGGUUAUUCUUUUUGCCUGGAAAAAGACAGAAUACUGGGUGGAAAUUAUUUCACAGGAUGCUUUAUAUCCUUUUAUUUUCUAAAAUUUAAGAAGGAUAAUUCAUUAUAUUUUGAUAGUUUUAUGUUUGAGUGUUUGCAAAUGGUGUCGAUUACCUUAAACCACUUCAAAAGUUAAAGGAAAGGGGAAAAAAGAAAGGGAAAAAAACCCAAAACAAUUUGCUAAGGAAUAUUUCCAGUUACAAUUGGUUUGUAUCUAUUUCCACCAGUUACUGAGAUUCAUGCUUAACCAUGUGGGAAAGGACAAUUAAUAAAGAGUAAUAAUCUAUAUAUAAUAAUGCUGCUUAUUUCUAAUAAAAAAAUAGUGUAUACCAGAUUUGCUAAGAUAAUUAAGUAAGGUAUAUUGGAUAUUUGAAAAGUUUCAUGCAAUAUUUUUUGGAAUUUUAUAUAGUGUUGUAGAACAAAAUUGUCGGCAGUGCAUACUGAAUAAUAUUCAUUCCAUGGGUUUACGAAGUGAUUUUGAGUGGGUAAACUCUUUUGUAGUGACUCAAAUUUACCCACUUCAAAUAGCGCCCUCUUAUUGUGUCC
Messenger RNA from Patiria miniata (bat star), 4608 nucleotides. RefSeq names its product isovaleryl-CoA dehydrogenase, mitochondrial-like. The record is from RefSeq and is a predicted model, not a curated record. Lineage: Eukaryota; Metazoa; Echinodermata; Asteroidea; Valvatida; Asterinidae. Gene Ontology annotation, biological process: L-leucine catabolic process. The transcript is spliced from 11 exons. The coding region runs from base 345 to 1640 and encodes 431 amino acids. Gene Ontology annotation, cellular component: mitochondrion. Gene Ontology annotation, molecular function: flavin adenine dinucleotide binding; 3-methylbutanoyl-CoA dehydrogenase activity.